This is a messenger RNA of Ascochyta rabiei, 1602 nucleotides long. Its product is annotated as tRNA(Thr) (cytosine(32)-N(3))-methyltransferase. NCBI's taxonomy places the organism in Eukaryota, Fungi, Ascomycota, Dothideomycetes, Pleosporales, Didymellaceae. The coding region runs from base 1 to 1602 and encodes 533 amino acids. The transcript has a single exon. The record is from RefSeq and is a predicted model, not a curated record. Gene Ontology annotation, molecular function: tRNA (cytidine-N3)-methyltransferase activity.
AUGGCGGCGGCGGCAGAGGAGGCGCGCUUCCAGACGGACAACAGCGUGUCCGCCAAGCAGCACCCCAAGCAGCAGCUCUCCAAGGCCAUGGAGCACAUGCGCUUCGCUGUGACCGUCGACCCCGUCACGCCCCCAGCGGCCACCAGCACCGCGCCCCCCGCAGAAGUCACAGCGCCUGCAGAAGCCACGUCCCCGCCCGCGGAGAACGACGCAUACGGAGUCCCCGCCGCGAUCCAGCCGCUCCGCAACCCGGCCUCGCGCUCGCACGACCCGUCCAACAACCAGAAGCGCUCCGACCCCUUCUCCUUCGGCUCGCGCACGCUCGAGGAGGGCGACAACAUCUUCGAGUUCAACGCGUGGGACAACGUCUCCGUCGACGACACGUACAAGCACUUCUCCGAGGAGCAGUUCUCCAAGCAGCGCGCCGACCCCGUCUCCGACUUCGACCGCAAGCGCUUCAACGACAACCCGGAGAAGUGGUGGAACACCUUCUACAAGAACAACAAGACCAACUUCUUCAAGAACCGCAAGUGGCUGGCCCAGGAGUUCCCCGUGCUGAGCGACAUCGGCCGCCCGGACGCCCCCGCCGCCACCGUCCUCGAGGUCGGCGCCGGCGCCGGCAACAGCGCCUUCCCCAUCCUGCAGAACAGCGCGAACCCGCGCCUCAAGAUCCACGCCUGCGACUUCUCCAAAAAGGCCGUCGAGCUCAUCCGCGAGCAUGAGCUGUACGACACCUCCAAGAUCCAGGCCGACGUGUGGGACGUAGCGGCGUCGCCCGACAGCGAAAACGCCGGCCUGCCACCGGGGCUGGGCGAGGGCAGCGUCGACGUGGUGCUCAUGAUCUUCAUCUUCUCGGCGCUCAACCCACGGCAGUGGGACCAGGCGGUGCGCAACGUAUGGCGCGUGCUGAAGCCGGGCGGCCAGGUGCUGUUCCGCGACUACGGGCGCGGCGACCUCGCGCAGGUGCGGUUCAAGAAGGGGCGGUGGAUGGAAGAGAACUUCUACGUGCGUGGAGAUGGCACGAGGGUCUACUUCUUCGAGCAGGACGAGCUGGAGAACAUCUGGGGCGGGAAAUCAUCUACCUCUACAUCAGCCACAGCCACAGCCACAGCCACUACAACGACACCACCCACAUCCACAUCCACAGAAGAAAAAGAAGAAGAAGAAGAAGAACAACAACAACAACAACAACAACAACAACAACAACAACAACAACAACAACAACAACAACAACAACAACAACAACAACAACAACAACAACAAACACAACAACAACAACAACAACAACAACAACAACAACAACAACAAACACAACAACAACAAACACAACAACAAGAAAACAAAAACGACGACGAUACCCCCACAUCCCCCUCACUCCCACGUCCAGCCUUCGACGUAGCCCACUUCGGCGUCGACCGCCGCAUGCUGGUCAACCGCCAGCGCCGCCUGAAAAUGUACCGCUGCUGGAUGCAGGCCGUCUUCAGGAAACCCGGGUCCGCGCUGGGCCUGCAGAGCGAGGUCCCUACCAGUACGCUGCGGCAGGACAAAGCGGGCGAGGGCGAGGGCGAGGGGGAAGCACAGGCAGAAGGUGAGAGUGCGUAG